This is a messenger RNA of Brassica napus (rape), 4201 nucleotides long. RefSeq names its product U-box domain-containing protein 34-like. The record is from RefSeq and is a predicted model, not a curated record. Gene Ontology annotation, biological process: protein ubiquitination; protein phosphorylation. Bases 1650 to 4067 code for a protein of 805 amino acids. The transcript is spliced from 10 exons. NCBI's taxonomy places the organism in Eukaryota, Viridiplantae, Streptophyta, Magnoliopsida, Brassicales, Brassicaceae. Gene Ontology annotation, molecular function: protein kinase activity; ubiquitin-protein transferase activity; ATP binding.
GUAAUCAACACUUGGUGAUUAACUAUCUAAAAUUCUCUCUCCUCCCGUUUUUCUCUCUAGACUCAAACUCACUCGCCUUCUGUUUGCUCCGGCUCCGGCAGCGCGUGAGCGCUCAAUCCGGCGUCGGAGGCUUCACCUUCGCUUUUCUUAGCUCUUCUGUCUGCUGUCUCUCCGACUAUGGUGCUCACCUCCGAUAUGCUCGAUUUUCUGGGUUAGGGUUUGGCUCCGGGGUCUGCUCCGCUCGAGAGGAGUUCGACUCCGACGGCUUCUCUGCUUUCUCUGGACUCUCGGUGAGGAGGGUGAGCGGUGGUUCGUGGACGCAGUCGGCUUUUUGGGUUCAAGAUUGAGGUCGGUUUUCAAUUCUAGAUCUCGAUUUGUUUCCUUUGCGCUUGUGGAAGAAGGACGGUUUGCUUCUCUUUGGUUUCGGUAGUUCUCUGCCUCGGUCCUUAGAGUUUCAAGCGGCUACGGAGGGUGAUUCUCGGUUCUUGGCGGCGUCGUCAAUCACCGGUCUCUCAUCUCUUUAGUCAAAGCGCGUGCCGGUGGAUUUCAUUACCACGGUGACGAGUCUUGAGCGAUGAGUAUGCAGGCGGUGAUGGUGCUCUCUCUCUGUUGUGGCUCGUGAAGGUCUUGUGAGAGGAGUCAAGGGGUAGUCGUCUAUGGCUCCCCGAUGCCCUCUUGCAAUGCCUCAGCGCUUUCAGUUCUCCUCUACUUGUCUCCUUGGUUUGUGUUUCUCUUAAGGCGACGGCCUUCGAAGAGAAUGCCUCUGUUUUAGAUUGGUGUUACAUCUCUGUCGGUACCGGAGGUGGAUUUAGCAGCACAGAUAUUAGCUUCUCGGUUCUCGACAGCUUCAGGCGUAGUGGCGGUUCUCAUCAGUCAUUGGCCGUCAUGGUGCCACGCUUGGUCACGCUCACAUCCCAGCACCACCUUUGGUUUCGCUUGGACUUUGGUGGUGGUGUGCGUGUCAUAAUUGUGCAGGUUUGGGGCCUCAGGUCAAGGAGUAGCAGGGUUUACAACCCGUUUCUUGCAGGUUCGGAGUGGCAUUAGCGUGUGUAUUGUUCGGUCUCGCGUUUCUCUUCAGGUACGGGUCUCUCGGACCACUCGCUUAUUGUUUGCUCGCGCUUCAUUGAAGGAUGAUAUUGCAAGAGAGACAAGAUCAUCGGAAGCUAGCUACACUGGAAAUGACCCGGGAAGACCCCGGCAUCCGUGGCAACACGGAGAAUCUCUCUUUCCCGUGGGUUAAGUUGAUGGUGAGAACGGUUUUCGAUGCCUGAUGAUUAUGAAUUCGAACUAGCAGAACGCGCCGGGGACAUGGGUCGAGCGAAACUAGCUAGAAGUUGUUUGAUUUUGGUAUUUUGUUCGAGUCGAAUCUUGUAAUCGAAUCUUAAUGCCCGUUCUCGGGAAGAAAUUAUAAUAUUUCAUUUAAAAAAAAGAAAAAAAAAAUUAAAUAUCUAUACAGAGAGACAUAAAAAUACAAUAUAGCCGUGAUCAGAGAAAUACCCAUCUCUGCAACAUCAUUUCCCAAUCCACUUGGAAACAAAAUCGUAUCCGUCACAAAGAAAAGAAAGAAAAAAAAACAUAUUUGGGUUACUUGAGCCAUGUGUAUUAAAUUGAUUUACAUGCUGGGGAUGUUGAUUUAAAAGGGUCUAGAAAUGAGCGGCGGCAGCGGUGGUCCAAAGGCGCAGGAGGGUGAGUUGUUUGUGGCAGUGGCCGUGAAGGGUAUGAUCGGAGAUAAAUUGGGCGGCGGUGGAAGCCGCCGCGCAGUACGGUGGGCCGUGGAUAAUCUCUUACCUAAGGCUGAUAGAUUUGUGAUGAUUCACGUCAUCCCCACAAUUACUACUAUCCCUACCCCUACCGGAGAGAGAUUACCGCUGAAGGAAGUGGAGGAGAGGUUGGUGGAAAUGUAUGUGAGAGAAGUGAAACAAGAACAUGAAUCAGUCUUUGUUCCCUUCUUGAAAAUGUGCAAGAGGAGUAGUCGCAGCAAGGUAGAAACUCUGUUGCUAGAGUAUGAUGAUCCUGCAAAAGCGCUUCUGCGAUUCAUCUUCAAAUCAGGAGUUAACAGUUUGGUUAUGGGAUCAUUCACGCCAAGCAUGUUCACACGGAUAACAAAAGGCCCAGGAGUACCGUUGACUGUCUUAAGAUACGCUCCAGAAACAUGUGAAGUAUACAUUGUGUGCAAAGACAGGAUCACUACAAAAUCUAUGAAUCCGUUAAUCAACGCAGGGCCGUCCACAGGACCAAAAGCAGCUGCGUCCGCCCGCGGUUACCUGAAAGACGGGGCGGCUAGCUUCCACACUGUACAGUCUCAAAAUUUGUCUGAUCAUCGAGAAACCAUAGAGCCAGGCACGAGGAGGUCAGUAUCGGCUAAAGAGCUGAGAUCAACAGUUUAUAGUCAACUCAAAACACCUCCAAGUAGUAAGGAUACUAGUACAAAAGUUUCAGAGAUUGUAAGGCGGCGUGGAGCAUCAGAUAUCCCACACCUAAAUUACUUGGAGUUUGAUCAAACAACCCAACCCCAACCUAAUCUUGAGAACAUCGACGAAGGACCACCUGCAACAUCUAAAAAAGCAAAGAAGGUUGACAUUGAAGCAGAGGUCAAUCGUUUGAAGAAAGAGUUAGAAAAUACGGUCACUAAAUACAAACAAACUUGUGAACAGCUAACUUCCACCAAAUACAAGGUUCAGGUGCUAGCGCGGGAAUGUUCGGAAGACGCACAAAGAAUGAACAGUGCCGUGGAGAAAGAAGAGUUGCAGAGAAAAACGGCGGUGCUGGAGAAAGAGCGGUACAUGAAGGCUGUUAAAGAGGUAGAAACAGCGAAAGCGUUGCUUGCGAGGGAGUUUUGUCAGCGACAAAUCGCGCAGGUAAAUGCUUUAAGGACUUACUUGGAGAAGAAGAAAGUGAUCGAUCAGCUUUUAGGAACCGAUCAACGGUACAGGAAGUACACAGUCGGGGAGAUAAUAACAGCCACCGAAGGAUUCUCCCCAGAGAAAGUGAUCGGAGAAGGAGGAUACGGAAAAGUUUACCACUGUAGUCUUGAUAGUACUCCGGCUGCUGUUAAGGCUGUCAGGCUAGAUACGCCGGAGAAGAAACAAGAGUUUUUGAAAGAGGUUGAGGUUCUAAGCCAGCUCCGACACCCACACCUGGUUCUUCUCCUCGGAGCUUGUCCGGAGAAUGGUUGUCUGGUUUAUGAGUAUUUGGAAAAUGGAAGCCUCGAGGAAUAUAUAUUUCACCAAAAAAAUAAACCGCCUCUGCCUUGGUUUAUCCGGUUUAGGGUGGUUUUCGAGGUAGCUUGUGGUUUAGCCUUCUUACACAGCUCUAAACCGGAACCAAUUGUACACCGCGACCUAAAACCGGGAAACAUCUUGUUAAACCGGAACUAUGUGAGUAAAAUCGCAGACGUCGGUUUAGCUAAGCUGGUUACGGAUGUUGCACCAGAUAAUAUCACAACCUAUCGACACUCACUUCUUGCUGGUACAUUGCAUUACAUUGACCCAGAGUACCAUCGAACCGGAACGAUUAGACCAAAAUCUGAUCUCUACGCGUUUGGGAUAAUCAUUCUUCAGUUGUUGACGGCUCGUAAGCCCAACGGGCUUGUACACGCAGUUGAAAAUGCUGUACAGAAAGGAACAUUAACCGAAAUGCUAGACAAGUCUGUUACGGAUUGGCCUUUGGCAGAAACCGAGGAAUUGGCACGGAUUGGUUUAAAGUGUGCGGAGUUUCGGUGCCGAGAUAGACCGGAUCUUAAAGAAGAGGUUAUACCCGUUUUGAAACGGCUUGUAGAGACUGCAAACUCAAAAAUAAAGAAAGAACAAUGCAACGUGCGUGCACCAAGUCAUUACUUUUGUCCUAUCUUACGAGAGCUAAUGGAGGAACCAGAGAUUGCAGCUGAUGGAUUCACGUACGAGAAGAAAGCGAUCUUAGCCUGGUUUGAGAAACACAAUGUUUCACCAGUGACUCGACAAAAGCUCGACCACUUCAAGCUGACACCGAACAAUACACUCCGGUCUGCGAUUCGCGAUUGGAAAUCAAGAGUCCGGUUUUCUAAUGCCUUUAUUGAUGCAUCAUGUUGAUUCGUUAUUGGGGAUUUUUUCUACAACAUUUUCAUUCGGAGUUGUAAUUUCUUUUUGCCGUAUAUGCAUGUAACUAUAUAUGGUGGUGUAAAGUUUUAUGUGGUGGACAAAAAAAAGAAGGGGGUUAUGCGGUU